AUGAUAAGUUCAAGGGUGAAUACGCGAGUUUGGCAGAGAUCAAUUUCUCUUUUAAGCCCACAAGCGGCCAAGAUAGAUAGCAAUAUCGUGGCUAGAGAGAAGACAUACAUUGAGGAGCUAAGCAAGGAUAUUGCCACUUCCAAUUUCAAGUUGGUAGAUGACAAUGGUAAAAUUGCAUCCAUAACUGUGCAACCGGAUAUUCCCAUUUGUAUCAAAAAGGAUUGUUUAGUGUCCAUCCACAAUUUGAACCAUCUCUCCCUUUCCUAUAAAUGGCUCAAUUUUUGGUCAAACUUGAUUAAAUUCCGUUCAUUCAAAUCUUCGUUGUUUCACAGAAUUAUUGGAUCAUCCAGUUUGGAAAUUCUGGCUGCUCCAAACUUUCAAGCUUGGAGAAGAUCUUUCGAUUCUUCGAGAAGUUUGUCUGUACUGAACUUAACCGGGACAAAGGAUUGGAAUGUUUUUGGCAAAGAUGCAAUAAUCGCAUUUGAACAAAACUCCAGUCUGGAAAUCAAAUCGCCUAUCAUUCCCACGCCAAGGUCAUGGACUUCCAGCCAAGCAAAGUCACGACUUCCACGGAAAUUUCAAAUUUUGAAUGGGAGAGGAAACGUGUUGGUAUGUGGAGGCGGAUCGGUUUAUUCAAUUGAGUUGAUUGACGAGAGUGACAACAUACUGGUCAAUUCUAGAAACCUUUUGGCAAUCAACGGCCAAAGUCAAUUAGACAUUGCGAAUUCGGUGGAGCGGCAAGAGUUACACAUAGAUGCCGCGUACAUAGGAGAUAAAAGUAAUGAAAAGGUAGUACUUAAGUUCAUCAAGAACCAAACGAUAAAAUCCGCUUAUGGACACACUGUUCGAUUUCUCAAAAGAAUGGGCUGUUGGUUCCGAAACCAAUAUGAAAAACGAUACAUUUACGGUAUCGACUCGUACUUCAUGAAGGUGAAGGGUCCAAGAACAAUCUUGAUUCAAACUCAUGAAAUGAAAACAUCUGAAGAUAAUAUUCUAACUAAACUAACUCGCAAGGGUCACGUCAAAAAGGCCAGUGGAAGUGAAAACCAUGUCGAUUUAAAAGAAACAAUUGUUAAUGAUGUUAAUUCUAAAAUCAUUAACCUUGCCAACAGGCCCUCAUUGUUUAUUGCGACGGUCUCUCAAAAUGGGAAGGUUGAUUUUCAAAGUACGCCGAAGUUCACAUAA
Molecule: messenger RNA, 1185 nt
Organism: Saccharomyces mikatae IFO 1815
Lineage: Eukaryota; Fungi; Ascomycota; Saccharomycetes; Saccharomycetales; Saccharomycetaceae
Gene: AIM24
Product: Aim24p
Exons: 1
Coding region: 1-1185 (394 amino acids)
Biological process (GO): inner mitochondrial membrane organization
Cellular component (GO): mitochondrial inner membrane
Source: RefSeq, a predicted model, not a curated record